UCGCAGUGAAGGCCGCAGCAUCUCAAAGCGUUUACUCGCAGCGAACCAAACUCUUCGAUCGGAAACCCCGCAAAGUAUCUUGAUUCCACGGCAAUACGACAAAGCCACGCGUCAAAGGAUUUGCGGCGGCGGUUCGAGCUCGGUCGGCGACGGGAGAGCAUAUAAUGCACUCCCUCUGCUGCCUUCUCCUCCACACCUCGUGAGCGUGCGUCGCGGUCGAGUGUGAGGAGGUCGGUUCGCUUCCCUUCCAUCUCCUUCACCUCAUCUAUCUCUUGUUGCUGCCUUCCCUCCUCCUCGAGAGACCUACCUCAAAGAAGAAGAAGAAGAUGACAGUGACGCAGGGGAUCACGAUCAUCGACGGAAACCUGGUGGUCCAAGGGAAGACCAUUCUCACCGGCGUCCCGGACAACAUCGUCCUCACCAACGGAAACGGCGCCGGCCUCAUAGCCGGGGCCUUCAUCGGCGCCACGGCCUCGGAUAGCAAGAGCCUCCAUGUCUUCCCCAUGGGCACCCUUCGGGGGGUCAGGUUCAUGUGCUGUUUCCGGUUCAAGCUGUGGUGGAUGACGCAGCGGAUGGGCACCUGCGGCCGGGACGUGCCGCUGGAGACGCAGUUCCUGCUGGUGGAGGCCGACGGCUCGGCCAGCCAGGAGGAGGCGUCAUCCACCGUCUACACCGUCUUCCUUCCUCUCCUCGAGGGCCAAUUCCGUGCUGCCCUGCAGGGGAACGAGAAGGACGAGAUCGAGAUAUGUCUGGAGAGCGGAGACAAAACAGUGCAGACGAAGCAGGGGAUGCACGCAGUCUACAUGCAUGCGGGCGCCGACCCGUUCGAGGUCAUCAGCCAGGCGGUCAAGGCGGCGGAAAAGCACCUGCAGACUUUCCACCACCGUGAGAAGAAGAAGCUGCCUUCACUCCUGGACUGGUUCGGGUGGUGCACAUGGGACGCCUUCUACACCGACGUCACGGCCGAAGGUGUGGACCAAGGCUUGCAGAGCUUGUCCGAGGGCGGUGCUCCGCCGCGCUUCCUCAUCAUUGACGACGGGUGGCAGCAGAUCGGCACCGAGGUGAGGGAUCAAACGGCGGCCGUCGUCCAGGAAGGAGCACAGUUCGCCAGCAGGCUCACGGGGAUCAAGGAGAACGCCAAAUUCCAACGAAAAGAUGGGGAGAUCGACCAGUGCAGUGGCCUCAAGCUGGUCGUCGAUGAAGCCAAGAAACACCGCAAUGUCAAGUAUGUGUAUGUGUGGCAUGCAAUGGCCGGGUACUGGGGCGGGGUGAAGCCGGCGGCGGAGGGGAUGGAGCACUACGAGAGCGCGCUGGCCUACCCGCUGCAGUCGCCGGGGGUGAUGGGCAACCAGCCGGACAUCGCCAUGGACAGCCUCUCCGUUCACGGGCUGGGCCUCGUCCACCCCAAGAAGGUCUUCAGCUUCUACAACGAGCUGCACGCCUACUUGUCGUCCUGCGGCGUCGACGGCGUCAAGGUGGACGUCCAGAACAUCAUCGAGACGUUGGGGGCCGGCCACGGUGGCCGCGUCUCCCUCACCCGCGCCUACCACCAGGCCCUCGAGGCUUCCGUCGCCCGCAACUUCCCCGACAACGGUUGCAUCUCCUGCAUGUGCCACAACACCGACGGCCUCUACAGCGCGAAGCAGACGGCGGUGGUGAGGGCAUCCGACGACUUCUAUCCGAGGGACCCGGCGUCGCACACCAUCCACAUCUCCUCCGUGGCCUACAACACCCUCUUCCUGGGGGAAUUCAUGCAGCCCGACUGGGAUAUGUUCCAUAGUCUCCACCCAGCAGCAGAGUACCAUGGCGCUGCUCGAGCUGUUGGCGGCUGUCCCAUCUAUGUCAGUGACAAACCGGGACACCAUAACUUCGAGCUACUGCACAAGCUAGUCUUGCCCGACGGCUCCAUCCUUCGCGCCCAGCUCCCCGGCCGCCCAACACGCGACUGCCUCUUCUGCGACCCAGCCCGUGACGGCACCAGCUUGCUCAAGAUAUGGAACGUCAACAAGUGCUCUGGCGUGGUGGGUGUCUUCAAUUGCCAGGGUGCCGGCUGGUGCAAGCUCGCCAAGAAGACAUGCGUGCACGAUGCUACCCCCGGGACGCUCACCGGCGCCGUCACUGCCACAGAUGUCAACACAAUCGCCCAACUCGCCGGCCCCGACUGGGACGGCCAAGCUGUCGUCUAUGGCUUCAAAUCAGGCGAGCUGAUUCGGCUGCCAAAAGGCGCAGCUCUGCCGGUGACUCUCAAGGUUCUCGAGUACGAGGUCUUCCAUGUCUGUCCUCUCGAGAACAUCGCCCCAAACAUAUCAUUCGCGCCGAUCGGUCUGCUGGACAUGUUCAACGCCGGUGGAGCGGUGGAGCACUUCGGCGUGCAGGUCACGUCGGCCGACGCUGUGGACGGAGACAACGGCAGUGCCCUCGGCGAGAACCGAGGGAGCACCGCGAGGGUGGUCCUCCGGCUGCGCGGCUGCGGCCGUCUCGGGGCGUACUCGUCCCAGCGGCCUCUCAAAUGCACUCUGGAUUCCUCGGACGUGGAGUUCGGCUACGAGGAAGAGACUGGGCUGCUGACCAUCAACUUGCCGGUGCCGGAGAAGGAGAUGUACAAGUGGAGUCUGGAGAUCCAAGUUUAGCGGCACUUAAUGAUCGAGGGGUUGAGUGUGACGGAGAUCGAAGGUGGAUGUAGUGAUGUCUGAUGAACAACUAGCAUCAAAUAAACUCUCUCUCUCUCUCUCUCU
This is a messenger RNA of Musa acuminata AAA Group (dessert banana), 2735 nucleotides long. Its product is annotated as probable galactinol--sucrose galactosyltransferase 2. The record is from RefSeq and is a predicted model, not a curated record. Lineage: Eukaryota; Viridiplantae; Streptophyta; Magnoliopsida; Zingiberales; Musaceae. The coding region runs from base 327 to 2630 and encodes 767 amino acids. Gene Ontology annotation, molecular function: raffinose alpha-galactosidase activity. The transcript has 14 exons.